Leptopilina boulardi is the source of this 1541-nucleotide messenger RNA. RefSeq names its product intraflagellar transport protein 57 homolog (gene IFT57). Gene Ontology annotation, cellular component: intraciliary transport particle B; Golgi apparatus; cilium. NCBI's taxonomy places the organism in Eukaryota, Metazoa, Arthropoda, Insecta, Hymenoptera, Figitidae. Gene Ontology annotation, biological process: non-motile cilium assembly; intraciliary transport. The record is from RefSeq and is a predicted model, not a curated record. The coding region runs from base 91 to 1335 and encodes 414 amino acids. The transcript is spliced from 7 exons.
AAAAUAAACUGUUUACAUACACCUGUCACAAUUUUCACGAGCUGUCAGAACUGUCAAAAAUUAUUUAAUUUUAAUUAAUUUAAAAAAAAAAUGUAUCGAGAAUCUGUUAAAAUUUUUGUAGAGAAUGCUGAAGCUCCUUCUGCAGCUUUUGCUGCACAUAUUAGAAUGGAGGAUUUAUUAGAAAAACUAAAACUUCUAAACUAUGAUACCGAAUUUCUACACAAGCUAAAAAUGAAGGAUAUUAAUAGACAUUAUUUUGUAAUACCAACAAAUUCUGGAGAACAAUUUUUCAUGUUCACAUCAUUAGCUGCGUGGCUUAUAAGAAAAGCUGGUAGAAAUUUUGAUCUACCUCAAGAGUCAGAUGAUCCAAAUUCAACAAUUUCGGGAAUUUUGGAAUAUCUUCGAGAAAUUGAAGUUCCUGUUGAAUUUGCACCAAAUAAAUUAAAACAAGGUGUCGGUGAACAUGCCGUUUAUGUUCUCGAUAAUUUAGCAGAUCAUGCACUACAAGCUAUUAAUUUUAAAUGGAAAAAAGUAAAUAUUCCACCUGAUGAACCAACUCCUGAACCCGAAAUCGAAGAUGAUGACGCGGAAUUAAUUUUAGAGAAACUUGAAGAGGAAAUAAAUGCCGAUUUUGAAGAGGAAGAAGAAGAAGAAGAGGAAGAUAUAAUUCAUGUUGAUGAUAUUACUAAAUUAUAUGGAGAGAAUUUAAAUGAAAUUUAUAGACCUGAAAAUAUUUUGGAAUCAAAAACUGAUGCAGAAGAAUGGAAAUUGGAAUUGGAAAAAGUUUUACCACAGUUGAAAGUAACAGUUAGAACAGAUUCUAGAGAUUGGAGAGCACAUCUCGAUCAAAUGAAGCAGCUGCAAACAGAAAUAGAAAAUAAUUUAAGUGGCACAACUGGACAAUUGGAAAAAUUACAUUUGGAUAUUGGAAGUACACUGGACAAAAUAAAUACAAGGGAAAAUUAUCUUAAUCAACAAUUGGAACCCUAUCUAAAUGACUACAAAUCUUUACAGGAGGAAUUGUCAAAAAUAAAGGAACAAUAUCGAGAAGUAAGUGGAGGAGUUACCGAAAGAACAAGAGUUUUAAACAAACUUACGGAAGAAUUAGAUCAAAUUAAAAAAGAAAUGGAUGAAAGAGGAUCCAGUAUGACAGACGGAACUCCUCUUAUAAAUAUUAAAAAGACAAUAACAAAAAUGAAGAAUGAAAUUUCGGAAAUGAAUAUCAGAAUUGGCGUUUUGGAAUAUAGUUUAAUGUGUUCGAGAAUUCGAGAUCGUACUCAAUUGCAGGAGGAUAUGAACAGUACGAAUAAUGGAAACAAUUCGUUAUUGGCAUAACAAAAAGAUAUACUCAAUUUGCAAUGUAAUUAAUCACUUCAAAAAUAAGUGCAAUCCGUCCAAAGAAAUCUCAGUGAUUAAAUCAAAGUACAAGGUGCGUGAAUUUCAAGAAACUUUCUUUUAUUUAUCAAAAAAAAAAAAAAACAUAUAUAUAAUAGAUAAAAAAAAAAUUAACUUUAAUCUCAAAGCGUUUUUACGGAAGUGCC